Molecule: messenger RNA, 2217 nt
Organism: Neurospora crassa OR74A
Lineage: Eukaryota; Fungi; Ascomycota; Sordariomycetes; Sordariales; Sordariaceae
Product: transcription factor TFIIE complex alpha subunit
Exons: 1
Coding region: 459-1520 (353 amino acids)
Biological process (GO): transcription initiation at RNA polymerase II promoter; transcription open complex formation at RNA polymerase II promoter
Cellular component (GO): transcription factor TFIIE complex
Source: RefSeq, a predicted model, not a curated record
CUUGACUUCGACUUUUUGAUUCAUCAUCAACCGGCGUCAUUCAUUUGUGCCCACGGGCCUAUACUCUAGGGCCUUAACCAUCAACGUAACUUGGGCAGAUCAUAGAACUCGAGGUUCUUGGACGACUGGCCUUUCUUUUUACGGACUGUGACUGCGAAUCUUUCGCUGGACUGGCAAUCCUUCGAAUCCAUUCCUGGAAUAUCAAAGUUGUGACAUCGCAGGCCCGGGCAUCCUUCUUUUCACUCACUAUCACCAAUAUAUCUUAUCGCCGCCGGCCGGGUGUCUAUUCGUCGUCGACUCUCGUCCCAUACUGUCACUCCCAGCGCUGGUCACUCCUCGUCACCCAACAACAGCAGUUCAUCCAUUGAUCAACCAACAUACACCGCACACCCACCACCACCUGGAGGGAAAUUAACAAAGAAGAGGGAGCGCACCCGCAACGGGGCCAGUCGCCAAACAUGGACAUCGCCAAAACCCUCAUCCGCUGCGUCAUGCGCGCCUUCUACAGCACGCAAGAGAUCCUGAUCAUUGACGCCCUUGUCCAGCACUCGUGCCUCCGCGACGACGACCUCGGUCAUCUGAUGAAGCUGGGCAACAAAGACCUACACAAAGCGUGCGCCGGCCUCCGCGACGCCCGCUUCCUGGUCGUGCACACGCGACCCGAGCUCCAGGCGGGGAAGACGCGCCCGCAGAACAAGACAUACUACUACAUCGACUACCGACAGACCAUCGACGCCAUCAAGUGGCGGGUGUACAAGACCGACAAGGACAUGCAAGGGAUUGCCAAGCCGUCCGAGGAAAACAAGGAGUACGUGUGCCCGCGCGUGGGUUGUGAAGCGCAGUGGAGCCAAAUGGAGGUUCUCGACUCGGUCUCCUCGCGCGGGUUUACCUGUCAGAGAUGCGGCGCCGUGCUGGAGCAGGCUAAAGAGCGCGAGGCCCCCGGGCAUCAGCAGUUGUCGAGGAUGAACAACCAGUUCAAGUUCAUGACGGAUAUGCUGCAGGAGGUCGACAAGGUAGUCAUACCCGAAUGCAACUUUGAUCUGGCACUGGCGAACGCCAGGCCCAUUGUCAGACUGGAGACGCACGAGGUGGCGCCUAGCGUGCCGGUGGACACGGCGCUCCACAAGCCGAGCGCCGUCAAGGGUUUGGCCAACACGGGCCCCAAGACGAUGCAGGUGAUCAUCUCGACCGGUGAUGAUGAUGCGGAGCAGGCGGAGGCGGAGAAGAAGAGGCAGGAGGAGCUGCUGAGGCAGAACGCGCUGCCGGAAUGGAUCACCUCCAGCUCGGUGCCGACGACGGGCGGAUUCAAGGGCAGUGGUCCGGCUGCUGCGUCGCUGCUUGAUUCGUCGUCGGCGGUCAAGGAUGAAGCGGUGGUUAAGGAUGAACCUCCAGCUAAGAAGGUCAAGAUGGAGAUCCAGGGCGAUAUCUCUGUCAAGGAUGAAGAGCACAUGCCUAUGAGCUUCAAGAUGGAGGGCGGCGAUGAGGAGGAGGACGAUCUCGAGUUUGAAGAUGUCAUGUGAGCAGAGUAAACAGGUCUGGCACAACUCAAAGGGAGAAAAGAACGAGAAUGAAAGGCUCUAAGGAGCCUAGCCAAAGACACGAAGUUUAACAUGCAUUGGCGGGAACAUCAUCGAUCACUCUAUGAUCACGAUGGUUACUGUGAUAUGAGGUUGGCCAUAGAGUCGCCUCAUGCGGUCCUUGGACGUUUAAAUCACCGCACGGAACCACAAACUACCACAGACUGGUUUUACGGCAGAUAAGAUUGGGUAUGAUACGCACAGCCAAAAAAAAAGCAACCAAGCAUGCGUCAAAGAGGGAUAUGAGAAACACGUGGGAACAGCUACUGCUCCUUUAAACAUUAGAGAUCUGAAGCAUCCGGGAAUUGGGGUAGGGGGGGGGGGGGGGGGGGAAAUCUACCGAGUGGGCAUGGUUACUUCCUUCACACGAAAGGAAAACUUCAUAAAUUAUAUAGAGAAGGAAGUGGAACUCGAGGUUUGAAGCUCCCACUUUGGAGACAGAAGGACCCGUCAUUGCUUUGCUUCUAUCCCUUGAGCACAACGAAUUUGUACAUAGACGAACGAAUGCAGCACAUACCUGAUGAACACAAGCAGAAAGAUACCACGAAAUGAGGAUGGGAGGCAAAGGGGGGUCAUUGAAAGGAACAGACUAAAAGCGCGAGAAAGCACAUCUAUACUUGAAACCAUUAUGCAGUUGAGC